Messenger RNA from Trichomycterus rosablanca, 1065 nucleotides. Its product is annotated as rhodopsin. Bases 1 to 1065 code for a protein of 354 amino acids. Gene Ontology annotation, biological process: G protein-coupled receptor signaling pathway; visual perception; phototransduction. Gene Ontology annotation, cellular component: photoreceptor outer segment; plasma membrane. Gene Ontology annotation, molecular function: G protein-coupled photoreceptor activity. NCBI's taxonomy places the organism in Eukaryota, Metazoa, Chordata, Actinopteri, Siluriformes, Trichomycteridae. The transcript has a single exon. The record is from RefSeq and is a predicted model, not a curated record.
AUGAAUGGAACAGAGGGUCCAUACUUCUACGUGCCCAUGUCCAAUGCCACUGGUGUCGUGAGGAGUCCUUAUGAAUACCCUCAGUACUACCUAGUGGCACCAUGGGCAUUUGCUGCCUUGGCCGCCUACAUGUUCUUCCUCAUCCUUGUUGGCUUUCCCAUCAACUUCCUUACACUCUAUGUCACCAUUGAGCACAAGAAGCUGCGGACACCUCUAAACUUCAUCCUCUUGAACUUGGCUGUUGCUGACUUGUUAAUGGUGUUUGGUGGCUUUACGACAACGAUAUACACAUCCAUGCAUGGCUACUUUGUUCUUGGGCGCCUUGGCUGCAACCUAGAGGGCUUCUUUGCAACUUUUGGAGGUAUUAACUCACUGUGGUGCCUGGUCGUGCUGUCCAUCGAGAGAUGGAUUGUUGUCUGCAAGCCUAUGAGCAACUUUAGAUUUGGAGAGAACCACGCUAUCAUGGGCGUAGCUUUCACCUGGGUCAUGGCAUUGGCCUGUACUGUGCCCCCACUGGUUGGCUGGUCUCGUUAUAUUCCUGAGGGCAUGCAGUGCUCAUGUGGUAUUGACUACUACACCCGUGCUGAGGGGUUCAAUAAUGAGUCAUUUGUCAUCUACAUGUUCACAGUACAUUUCCUGACACCACUCUUCAUCAUCACCUUCUGCUAUGGUCGUCUGGUUUGCACCGUCAAGGAGGCUGCAGCUGCCCAGCAGGAGUCUGAGACAACCCAGAGAGCUGAGCGUGAGGUCACCCGCAUGGUCAUCAUCAUGUUCAUUGGCUACUUGGCUGCUUGGUUGCCUUAUGCAAGUGUUUCUUGGUACAUAUUUACCCAUCAGGGCACUGAGUUUGGACCUGUCUUUAUGACCCUUCCCGCCUUCUUUGCAAAAAGCUCUUCAUGUUACAACCCAAUUAUCUAUGUUUGCAUGAACAAGCAGUUUCGCCACUGCAUGAUUACCACCCUGUGCUGUGGCAAGAACCCAUUCGAGGAAGAGGAAGGAGCCUCCACCACUACCUCCAAGACAGAGGCCUCAUCGGUCUCCUCCAGCUCUGUGUCCCCGGCAUAA